AUGGCAUUGUUGGGUGGCCAUUACCAAUGGCUGAUUCUGCGUGGGAUUUUUCUCAUGAUACUUGUUUUCUAUGUAGCUGAUUGCAAAAAUAUAUAUCUUGAAUGGCAUGUCGCCACCAAUGACACUAUUAGACCUGUUAAUGCUGAUCAACCGGUUCUUACCAUUAACGGGUUGUUUCCAGGCCCUCUAAUCAAUGCCACAACCAAUGAUAUUAUCCAUGUUAAUGUCUUCAACCAUAUAGAUGAUCCUGUUCUCUUUACUUGGAAUGGGAUACAACAAAGACUGAAUUCUUGGCAAGAUGGAGUCUCAGGUACAAAUUGUGCAAUUCAACCUGGUAAGAAUUGGACUUAUGUGUUCCAAACCAAGGAUCAAAUUGGAACCUUUUUCUACUUCCCCUCCAUCGAUUUCCUCAAAGCUGGAGGAGGUUUGGGCCCAAUUCGAGUCAACAACAGGAUUGUUAUCCCUGUUCCAUUCCCUAAACCUGAAGCUGAGUAUGAUCUUCUCAUUGGUGAUUGGUACCAAAGAAGCUAUAAGGAUGUUAGGUCCAUGGCAAAGAACGGGUCUGAUAUUAGUACCCCUGAUAAAAUUCUGAUGAAUGGCAAAGGUUCAUAUAUGGACCCACGUGCAAAAACCCAUGAGUCCUUCACUGUCACAAAAGGGAAGACUUACAGAAUCAGGAUAUCAAAUGUGGGUACCACAUGGAGUUUUAACUUCAGGAUUCAAAAUCAUCAUCUGGAAGUGGUAGAAACAGAAGGAUCAUAUACUUCUCAGAUUACGUUGGAUUCCAUUGAUGUUCAUGUUGGCCAGUCUUACUCUGUACUUGUCACAGCUGAUCAAGUUGCUGCAGAUUAUUACAUGGUUGCCUCUCCUAAGCUAUACAAUGCCACAGAUAUCAGCAAGUUUGGCAUUGGUGUGUUUCACUAUGACAACUCCUCUGCACCUGCCAAUGGCUCUCUUCCAAGUGGCCCUGAUCCCUUUGAUCUACAAUUUUCAAUUAAUCAAGCCAAAACCAUUAGGUGGAACCUGACCACUGGGGCCGCAAGGCCUAAUCCCCAAGGAACAUUCAACGUUUCGAAUGUGACAUUGUCACAGACUUUCAUUCUCCGAGCAUCAACAGCUAAGAUUGACAGUUUUUCUCUCUACACUGUCAACAAUGUCUCAUACCUGACUCCAGAUACACCACUAAAACUGGCUGAUCACUUUGGCAAUUCGUCUGGAGUAUAUGAACUCGACAAAUUCCCAACAAAUUCUUCCAAUAACAACUCAGUGAAAGGGACUUUCGUUGCAAGUGGAAUUCACAAAGGGUGGAUUGAAAUUGUGUUCAAGAAUGAUUUAAAAGUCAUGGAUUCCUGGCAUUUGGAUGGAUUUGGCUUUUAUGUUGUUGGUUUUGGUGAGGGGGAAUGGAGUCCCGAAAGUCGCUAUGGAUACAACCUUUAUGAUCCAGUUGUUCGCUCCACAACUCAAGUUUAUCCUGGAGGAUGGACUGCAGUUUAUGCGUAUCUGGACAAUCCUGGAAUGUGGAAUUUGAGAUCACAGAAUUUGAAGAAUUGGUAUUUGGGAGAAGAGCUUUAUGUGAGAGUUUAUGAUGCUGAUCCUGAUCCUGCAAAGGAGAGACCACCCCCGGAAAACAUCCAACUAUGUGGAAAGUUCACUCCACCACCAUCCCCCCCACCCCCACCCCCACCCCCACCCCCACCCCCACCCCCACCUCCAUCAGACCCAGCUCCACCUAAACCUUCAUUAGCUCCACAAACUUUGCAAAGAUCAGGGUAA
Molecule: messenger RNA, 1773 nt
Organism: Ziziphus jujuba (common jujube)
Lineage: Eukaryota; Viridiplantae; Streptophyta; Magnoliopsida; Rosales; Rhamnaceae
Product: monocopper oxidase-like protein SKU5
Exons: 8
Coding region: 1-1773 (590 amino acids)
Molecular function (GO): copper ion binding; oxidoreductase activity
Source: RefSeq, a predicted model, not a curated record